UUAGGUGCCCGCGCCGAUGCCUGAAUGUUUUCCAUCAGUCGGAAUGAACUUCUGGAAUGUUGUAUGUUGAUAACUGUAGGUUAUUUCAAUAUUAAGUUAUACAAUUAGCAUUAAAACAGCUGCUGUUUUCGGUUGUUCGUUUAAUUUUUACUUUGCGUUGCUCUUGCACUUUGGCCGUCUCUUGUCAGCGCGUACGAACACCGGAUUUAAGACGAUGAGUGACGCGGCUUCUGAAGUGGUCGUGGUGGGUUCCUGUAUGACUGACUUGGUGAGCCAAGUGCCAAGACUCCCCAAAGCAGGAGAAACUAUCCAUGGCCAUAAGUUUUUUAUUGGAUACGGUGGCAAGGGGGCCAACCAGUGCAUUCAAAGUGCAAGACUUGGCGCAAGGACCUCAAUGGUUGGAAAGGUUGGUAAAGACUUCUUUGGAGACAGUUAUAUCCAGAAUUUCAAGGGCAAUGGCGUGCACACAGAUUUUGUCGGCCAGACUUCUGAGGCAGCCACUGGAGCAGCUUCCAUUGUUGUCAAUGACGCUGGUGAGAAUGCUAUUGUGAUUGUUGCCGGUGCUAACAUGCUGUUAAGCCGUGAGGAGCUGCAGGAAGCACUUCCUUCCAUCGUACAGGCGAAAGUACUGGUCUGCCAGCUGGAGAUCAGCACAAACACUUCUCUUCAAGCUCUGCGCAUGGCUAAAGAGAAUAAAGUCAAGACCAUCUUCAACCCGGCGCCGGCUAUUCCGGACUUGGACCCAGAGUUCUACCGAGUCUCUGAUGUGUUUUGCUGUAAUGAGUCUGAGGCUGAAUUACUGACCGGCUCUUCUGUAGCUACAGUGGAGGAGGCGAGUCGGGCCGCUCAAGAGCUGCUGAGUCGUGGAUGCGGGGCGGUUGUAGUCACUCUGGGAGCACAAGGCUGUGUGGUGGUUACAGCACCGGAAUGCUCUGCAACUCACGUUCCCACAGCUGAGGUCAAAGCCGUGGACACCACGGGAGCGGGAGACAGCUUUAUUGGAGCGCUGGCGUUCUACAUGGCUCACUAUCCCGCGAUGCCUCUGGAGGAGAGUGCCAGGAGAGCCAGCCAGGUGGCAGGGAUCAGCGUGCAGACCAUGGGCACGCAGUCGUCCUUCCCCUUCAGACGAGAUCUUCCAGCUGAGCUCUUCUGAGAGCAGGAACGGAUCACUCAGGCUACUAUUCUUGACAGAUCAAUGUACGGCUGACAGUUACUUUGGCUACUUAAGAAACAAAAAGGUAAAUUUAUACCGAAUUUACACAUAAAACAUGUUAACAAACCAAAGGCAAUUUAUUUAAUUUCCUUUCUCAUCAUAACAAAUGAAACACAAUGCCAAAGUGUGUCCAUGAUGUCUGUGGUGGUCCUGAUAAAUACAUUUUUAGUGACUAGUGAAGUCACUCCAUCAAUAAUAGCAUAUUUAAGUCCUGCCUCCUCUCUGCUCAGUCCAUGGCUCAGCUCAAAUAGAGCGUAUCUUCCUCUUCUCGAAGAACAGGACGUGCUGAUUUACUGCAAGAGAUAAACCAGAACACAGAGUGCCUCAAUGACUGAAAUAUAACAACUAAUUAUAGGCAUAAAUUUCUACAAUUAAGAGGCAUGUAGUACAACGCCAACUGCUAGAUACAUGUGAGAUACUGCAUGUGAUCGUUCAGCAGCAAAACAUUUUAACCUUUGAAUAGGUUUUGAACUUAAACAUGAAAAUAUAGACUGAUGCCACAUGUUUGUGCUUAUCAGCCACUCCUUACCCAGCGGAUCUUUCUUUCUCAUGACAAGUUUGUCAGCAAGGCGGUUCCUCUUGAUGUUGAAGCUGUACCCGGUCCCCGCUGCGCUCAGCAUCUGGACCAGGAUCACUCUGGGGUCACACAGCACACAGAAAUCACACGUGAUGUGACUUGAAAUGUACUUUAUGAGUAACUAAUGUGCACACUUACUUUGAUUUGGCCUUGGCCACUGAAACAUAAAAACAAGACAACAUUCAAUAAAACAAACAUAAUGACGGUUGUUUUUCUUCUUGAAAUUCUCAAUGCCACUUUUCUAAUUUCUUUUUCACUUAAACUAGCAAAGUGACCGAGGGGACGGUAAAAUGGAAAAAGAUAAAACAUAAUCUUCACUCUUCCGACAUGAAACCAUUCGUAACACAAUUAAAACUACAACACAGAGACUAAACGAUACACUUACUGUGAACAAACUCGACCAAACGCGGAACAUUUAACCCUAGCGAUGACACCGAUGAAGAGUUAGCUGAUGUUGACAAGUUAGCAUCCCCGCUAGCCAACAUUAGCAACAUGCCAAUUAAAUGGGAGCGAAACUAUUACCGAACAAUAGUUUGAGCGAGAUUGAGACAUAAAUGAGCGAUACUCACAGUUCACCGACGUGAGAAACAUUUGAGCUUCUUGAUAUUACUCCCGAGUUAGACCAUUACCAUUAGAUGUAAAAGUCACAUUGAACAGUCUGUGCCGCCGUCAUCACAGUCCGUACACUCGCAGUGUGGUGACUAUAGUUCCGCUCUGCGUCUGUUCCGUGUUUACACACAAUUGAAUCAACUCACCACAUUGUUAUCCAAAGAUUGAAAAAAAAAAAAAAAGGUUGUCAUCUAACCUUCUGUGAAGUCUAAUUCAGACUGCGGCAUUAUUUUGACAUCAGUCCUAAAUUAAGUGUGUAUUGUUGUUACAUUGUUCUGGAAAACCCAGAAAGAAUGACUUGAUGAAUGAAAUGAAUUAAUGUGAUAGUGGUGCCAAAUGUCAUUGUUGCUAAGGAAG
Molecule: messenger RNA, 2756 nt
Organism: Synchiropus splendidus (mandarinfish)
Lineage: Eukaryota; Metazoa; Chordata; Actinopteri; Syngnathiformes; Callionymidae
Gene: rbks
Product: ribokinase
Exons: 9
Coding region: 215-1153 (312 amino acids)
Biological process (GO): D-ribose metabolic process
Molecular function (GO): ribokinase activity
Source: RefSeq, a predicted model, not a curated record